AUGUCUAUGGCUAAGAUGAAUUGGCAGACAAAAAAGCUCACCAUUAGAGAAAGGAGUGAGUUUAUUUUUAACAACGAUCUGUUUAGCGAUGUUAGGUUUGUUGUCUCGGGAGUAAUUGGCAAAUGUGAAAACAAGAAAAGUAUUCCUGCUCACAAGUUUGUGUUGUCAAUUAGUAGCCCUGUGUUUGAAGCCAUGUUUUACGGUGAGUUGGCGGAGACUAAAGACUCUAUUGAACUGCCUGACUGUGAUUACGAGAGUUUGUUGGAGUUUUUUCGUUACAUGUACAGCGAUGAAGUGGGUUUGAAUGGAGGUAAUGUGAUGGGAGUGUUUUAUUUGGCGAAGAAAUACAUGGUGCCUUCGCUGGCUGAUAAAUGUGCGCGACAUUUACGGCACAACUUAGAUGAAUCGAAUGUGUUCAGUGUUUUGAAAUUUGCACAGAAAUAUGAUGAGACGAACCUUGUGGAAAAUUGCUGGAAAGUGAUAGAUGAACGCACCGCAGAAGCUGUAAAAUCUCGGAAUGGAUUCUUGACAAUUGAAAGAUCCUUACUCGAAGCUUUAGUUGAAAGAGACUCGUUGAAUAUCAAUGAAGUGGAACUGUUUAAAGCCGUUGAUUUGUGGGCUAUAAAUGCCUGUAAAAAGCAGGGUUUAGUGGCGAAUGGAUCAACAAAGAGAACAAUUCUCGGAGAAAGAGUAGUCAAGGCAAUCCGCUUCCCUACGAUGAAGCAAGAAGAUUUCGCCCUGGUGGCACUCGACAGCAAAAUAUUAACAGCAGAAGAAAUUGUGAGUGUUAUCAAGCGUAUCAACUUAGUAUCAAGUGCUCUGUUGCUGUUUCCAGAAACGAAGAGAUCUGGUUUCGUCGGUGAAAUCCAGCGGUGCUGUAGGUUUGGUUCUGUCUCUCACAACAAAUGGAGUUAUGCGGGCUCUUCCAAAGACUGCGUGAAUCUUUGCGCUGACAGAGAGAUUACGUUACAUGGGCUUCGGCUCUUUGGAGAGGACCAAACUAGCUACUGGGUUGAUAUGGAAAUCAAAAUUGCCAAGAACAAGUCCGUUCUGUUAUCAAAAGCAGGAUGGUUUAAAUCAGAGGCCUUGUCAAGCAAUUUUGGUCACUAUCAUGGAUUUGAGGUUUUUUUUGACGCUCCUCUUGUGUUGAAAAAAAAUCAUUCAUACUCUGUGGAAGCUUUGAUCAUAGGUUCGGAUUCGAUGCAUGGAAAAAACGGUCACGAAAUAGUAAAAUGUUGCGGCGUAACGAUCACGUUUACAAAUAGUAAGUACUCUGGUAAUGGAACAAGCGUCAGUCGGGGUCAGUUCCCUGACAUAUUAUUCACUGUUUAA
Pocillopora verrucosa is the source of this 1332-nucleotide messenger RNA. RefSeq names its product BTB/POZ domain-containing protein 6-like. Gene Ontology annotation, molecular function: protein binding. The record is from RefSeq and is a predicted model, not a curated record. NCBI's taxonomy places the organism in Eukaryota, Metazoa, Cnidaria, Anthozoa, Scleractinia, Pocilloporidae. Gene Ontology annotation, biological process: neurogenesis. Gene Ontology annotation, cellular component: cytosol.